GAAGACAACGUAUCCUGCCUGUCUACAAUGGUUUCUACAACAGCAUUAUCCCUUUUUUCGGUAAUGGAGAAAAAUUGGCGAACCCUUUGUAAUGAUAUAGAAAAGGGAGAACUUUCUAAAAGUCUUAAUAUUCCUCAAGAUGAAAGAACUCGCUUAAAUGGUAUGAUGAAACCCAAUCCGAAACGAGCUGCUUUUUUAAGGAAAGAGUUUGGAAAAGGAUUUGAGAAUAUUGUGGCUAGAAUCUGGCCAGAAUGUCCUUGCCUUGUUGCGUUAAAUACUGGAGUAUUUGAAACACCGGCUAAACUCGUGAAGCAAAGGUACUUGGGUAAUCUUCCAGUCGCGUCGUUAAUUCAUUUAGGAACAGAAUCUACGUUUGGUAUUAAUAUUCAUCACACGAACCAAUCUCCUGAAGCACACUAUACGCCUUUGAUUACAAAUAACUUCUUUGAGUUCAUCCCUAUAGCAGAAUUUGGGGAGAAAACGCCUUCAACACUGCUUGCGCAUCAGGUUGAAGUUGGACAAAUGUAUGAAAUGGUUGUAACGACAUUUGAUGGCUUGUAUAGAUAUAGAACAGAAGAUGUUGUCAAGAUUAUAAGAUUUUAUGGAACGACGCCAGUAUAUAAGUUCAUUCAAAGGGCUGGUGACACGUUGUCGGCACAUUUAGAAAAGCUGCCAGAGUUUCUCCUUCAUGACGCCGUGUAUGCCGCUGCCGCCGCGCGCAGUAAUAGUAUUGUAGAAUUUACUAGUUGUGAGAGCGUCCAUGUACAACUAGCAUCAGGGACUGAUUACGCCUUAGGAUAUUUUGUGUUUAUUGAGCUCCAGGACGCCGGCAAAUUAAAUGAUCACGAAAUAGAGUUGGUUGAUGCUGAGAUUUGUGCCAGACAUACAGUGUACGAUGCCAUGCGGAGAAACAAUAAACUUAAACCAAUUAAAAUUGUUCACCUGAGGACAGGUGCUUUUUGUGAAAUAAAAAAGUUGAUGCUGUCAUCAAACCCAGAUGCAUUUUACAUGCAGUAUAAGUUGCCUAGAAUCAUGAGAAGGGUCGACAUUUUGAAGGCCAUGCUGGACAUGAAAGUAUAAAGGAAACAUUCGAAAUCGAUAAAAAAAAAUGUUAUCAGUUUUGUAUUAAACGGAACAUCCUAAAUCACAUUGGAUUUUGAGCUAAAUA
Messenger RNA from Ruditapes philippinarum (Manila clam), 1168 nucleotides. RefSeq lists its product as uncharacterized. Gene Ontology annotation, cellular component: cytoplasm. The coding region runs from base 28 to 1080 and encodes 350 amino acids. Lineage: Eukaryota; Metazoa; Mollusca; Bivalvia; Venerida; Veneridae. The transcript is spliced from 6 exons. The record is from RefSeq and is a predicted model, not a curated record. Gene Ontology annotation, molecular function: acid-amino acid ligase activity.